AUGCUACAUAAUGGAUCAUUGAACGCUAUUGAGCUCGCCACUUGUCCCCGAGACUCAAACAACAUCACUCACAUUAUAUUCUCGUCCAACUUUAAUCAAGUGAUACUGCGCGAUACCCUACCAGACACGAUCACUCAUAUCAUAUUUCAAUACUGUUUCAAUCAAGUGUUACUACCCGGUACCCUGCCUCAAUCACUAGUCUCGUUGGUCUUUGGUUGCAACUUCAAUCAGAUCAUCGUGGCUGGCUCACUACCCCAUUCCCUGACCAAGUUAUCGUUUGGUCUUCAAUAUGAUCAGGAGAUUGAGCCAAACGCGCUCCCACACUCGUUGACAGAGCUGACGUUUGGAUACUCAUUCAAUCGAUCGAUCAUGCCCAAUACCCUGCCUAUGGGACUGCGCACACUGACCUUUGACUAUCGACACAAUCAAUUCAUACAUCAAGAUGCACUGCCAUCAUCCCUCACGAGUCUGACCAUGUCAAGGAAUUACAAUCAACAUCUAAUGCCACUACCGCCAUCUAUUACCUUUCUGGUAUUGGGUGAGGAGUUCAAUCAAAUCAUUGACGUUGGUGUGCUACCUACCUCCUUGCGCAAGAUACGAUUCAGUCGACAUUAUAAUAUGGAGUUCCAACCUGGAGUGCUACCUCAGGGCCUCCAAGUGAUCACCUUUGGCAACCUAUAUAAGUGUCAGCUCAACAACAUACCUUCAUCAAUAACAAAGAUUAAGCUUGGUUAUUGGUUUGAUGAAUGUCUUUUACCAGGUCAACUUCCAUCGUCGUUGACCAAGCUGACAUUCGGUGACAAGUACAACAAACCAAUACUCAAUGGAUCACUGCCUCAUUCGCUCACCUGUUUGAUCUUUGGUAAAGAGUUCAAUCAACCGAUAGAGUUGGGCAUGAUUCCUGAUCGCUUGGUCACACUAUUGUUUGGAAACAGAUUCAACAGUGUGAUCUCACCAGGUUCAUUUCCAUCAAAUACACUUAAACAAUUGUCACUUGGAUCGCGUUUCAAACUCCCAAUCAAACCUGGAACCAUCCCACCAUCAAUCACUCAGUUGAUCUUGCCAAAACAUUGGAACCAACCUCUUGGUGCUGACUCACUGUCACUGCCAUCAACGCUAACCUCAUUGACAUUUGCCAGGACAUUUAACCAGCCAAUUCGACAGGGCGAUCUGCCAGCUUGUCUUACCAAGUUGUUCCUAGGUAUAGAAUUUGAUCAGAUUAUCGAACCGGGUACUCUGCCCUCUCGUUUGACACACUUGUACAUUGGCGAUCACUAUGGCCAGACUUUGGUCUCUCGAUCGGAGCUCAUUUUUAACUUUGGAGGCAGGUUCAACAAACCCAUUGCGCCAGGUGUGUUGCCCAACUGCUUGCAGUACCUUGGUCUGAGCACAUGGUACAACCAGCCCAUAAGAAAGGGAAUGUUGCCACAAUCCCUGGUAUGGCUAGGCAUUAGUGAGAUAUUUAAGUCUGACAUUGAACCAGGUGCCGUACCAUCAGGUCUUCGAAUCCUCAACAUCUAUAACCUUGUCAAACAGGGACAUUAUAUCGAUGUGAUAGCUGGCAUUGCAGAGGCGUCAAACAACGACGGGUUGGAAGUCUUUGUAUAUGAGAUGAUACAAAAGAGUUCGAUGAAAAUACCAAUAGUCAAAGCAUCAAUAUGGCGUCUAUAG
Acytostelium subglobosum LB1 is the source of this 1671-nucleotide messenger RNA. RefSeq lists its product as hypothetical. The record is from RefSeq and is a predicted model, not a curated record. The transcript has a single exon. Bases 1 to 1671 code for a protein of 556 amino acids. NCBI's taxonomy places the organism in Eukaryota, Evosea, Eumycetozoa, Acytosteliales, Acytosteliaceae.